UCGCCACCGUCACCGCCACCGUCACCAUGAAUCCGCCUUGGGGUGGUCCCGGGAGACAGCGAUUCCGAGUCAAUUGGCGCAACGGUCCUCGCCCGGAUUCGCCCGCCCAGCCCAGUUGGCUCUACGUGGAGUUAUGGGCGCUCUCAUCCACCCCUCCAUGUUCACAUGCAACGCCGACGAGGCCCCACCCCGGGGAUUUGGGUUGGACUUCCACGCCCCUCAGUCUGGACCUCUACACCCUGGCCACGGAACUGUUAGCCCAAGGCCAAGCGGACCAAUUUGAAGGACCGGCCUCGCUGGCCUUGACCUUUCAUCCUAGCCCAUCGGAGGUGGGCCAAGAGCGGCUGAAUGAAUGGCUAAACCGGGCUCGGGGCGUGACCUAUGGCCUCAUCUUGCCCCUGAUCCCAGAUCAGAAUUGGACCAGUGAGGGACCACGCCCUUUGUUGAUCCAAUGGGACUCCCCGGGGCGGUGGACGGGUCGGAUACAAAUCACGGGCUCCCCGCGGGCUUGCGUGCGCCACUGGCGACACAUUUUAACCACUAAGCGCUCGCGAACCCAUGGCAACCUCAACGCGGCCCCGCCCACCCCCGCCAUGUCGCCCCCACGAGAUGACGACGACCAACGUCAAGUCCGAAGUAUUAUCGAUCCCUGCGGGCCUGUGCUGCCUGAACGGUCCGUGUCAGUUGAGGCCCUAAACCAAGCCAUCGUCAUAAUGCAACGGGUCUUCAAAAUGUUCCAUCGCUUGGUCCAACAACCCCCGUUUGCCAGCAACGUGCUCAUCGCAUUCUUGGUCAGUCGGAAGGCCCGUUGGGUGGAAUUGCUCCAUCAAUGGUCCAAUCGGCGAUUGCGCCCACCAGAUGUGGGCUUAGAGCGCGUGCUGUCCGUUUUCAACAGCCUGGAACAAGCAUUGGCUCGCAUUGCUUGGCCUCGGGAUUUGUCUUGGAUGUCUGAUUCCCACUUUUUGACCUUUACCGCCAAAGCCGUGCAAGAAGUGGAGUCCAUGUGCCAAUAUCUGAUGAAUUGGACCUACGUAGUCCAACCUAAUCCGGCAGUGAGUAGCAUACCUCUCGACCAAACGGCCCACCCCAUGGAAAUCUCAACCACUGUUGACCUUCAACCAUCGCUCAGGAAUGUGCCCACGGGUCCAGUCUCCCAUCAAAGAAUUACUCAAUAUCCAUUCCUUCAAGGGCAACUGAACGCCAGCUCACCCUGUCUGCCUUUGGUGCCUGUUGACUCCCAUGCCAACGUGGGCACUCCUGCCACCACUCAUUCAAGUUCUACCUCACGUGCUAGUCUACCAUGUCAAGAAACUACUGCUUCCAGCACUGAAAACACGCCCGCCUUGCCCGCCUUGCCCGCCUUGCCCGCCUUGAUCUAUACCAAUGCAAGUGUUGCCCUCGACCAAUCUCAAUCCUCAAAUGUGACUCCCGUUGAACCCCCUGAGAGUCCUCAUGGCGCACCCUUGUCCAGUUCUGAAUUGAUUGCCAAAGUGAAAGCUAUUGGCCGCGCCGCAAUUUUAAGUGCUUUGUCUCAACCCCCUCCUGUCACUGAUGCUUCAUCUCUAACUCAGUCUCCAGUGAAUGAUCCUGGAUCUCCGACAGAAGUACGGGUGUGGCGAGAAAAUCACGAUCCGUCCCAUCCCACCUCAGCCCACCAUUCCUCUUGCUAUCUCGACUCUUCAAGUCUGAAAAGUUUGAUGUUGGGUUUGUUGGAGGAGGCCUCCUCAUGUCGAGGGGAUUUCAACGCGUUAAUUGACCUUUAUCUCUCGGGCCAGAUAGUCACACAUGUGUUCAUUCAAAAGUUUAUCCUCUUAGUUAAGAAAAACAUCCCUGACCCAAAUAUUUUGGACGUGGAGAGCCGAUUACUUUCAUGUUCGGACCUUCGUUCUUUGGUGGGCUCCAUUUGUAAAUCUGCCAAUCCCAGCCUUGACAUUCCGUUGAUUGGCGUGGAUUCCCCUUCAACAAGCGGAUCUUCAGAUGAGAUUGAAAUUUUGGAAGUGAACCCAAGCUCAACCAAGUCCGGAAAUCCAAAGCCAGUCAGAUUCUUGGCUUCUGGGACGGCUGACCCAUCAAAGACUGAAGAAGCCUCAGAGUGCGAGAUGGUUGAGCCCUUUCAGGGAGCAACUCACAAGAUCAGUGGCUUCUAUUGUUUCCAGAGAAAGCAACCUAAAGUGUUUUGGAUUUUGAUGCAUCGGAUUGAAGACUUUUCCUCUAGUUUCCUUCUAAUGACGCAGAAGUUUGUGUCUGGUAUUGAAGUGGGAGAUUUCCUUGAAGUGACUUUGGAUGAAGUCCGAAAGGUCUACACUGUCAAACUCUUCCCAGUCCAAGAAGCUGGUGUUCAGAGUCUGGAAAUCAAAUGCCCGUUAAUCAAGGGUUUGAUGAGAUAUCGAUCUUGCGUGAAGAAUUCCUCCUCCAUAUAUUUGAAGGCCGAAACUUUUGGAUCGUUCUGGACCCUGAAUGAGCACAUCGAACCACUUGGGGCGGGUUUGACUACAAAUGAGUGGACACAGAUUCAGGGUCAGAGCGCUUUCUCUCAUUUGAUCCGACAUCAUUUUUGGGGUCUGUUCCAAUCCACUCAGCAAUUGUUAAACACUUGGAUCCUCAAAUUCCAAGACAAAACCAAUUACAUCGUUCUGAAAACCAAUCUCAUGGCGUUGUUCGUUCCCCAUCAUGACCUCGUUCAGAUUAGAAUGUCUCCAUCCAAGUUAACCAUUGGAGAACACCUGACUUCAUUUGCUUUGCCUGGAAAUCUGAUUCGAAUUCAAAUUGGCUCUCUCACGCAUGUCUUUUCCCUCCAUACUGACAAUCUGAAGGCCGCUAUGAGUGAUCUACAAAACAAUCGAAUGGUAGCUUUACCACUUCACCAUUUUCAAAGAAACACGCUCAAACAUCUAAUGCACAGCUUCAAGGUUCCUCGAGAACUAAGACCGAAAACAACUUGUGUCCUGAAAGGCGUCAAAGGAUUAGCCGAGGCUUGGAUUGGAGGGAGUCCACGUGAAGAUCCCAAGGAGUAUCUAAUAGUGUUCCUCAAACCCUAUUCAGUGGAACCGGAUGGAACGAACGCUCAGCUCAAUUUUCAGCCCAAUGAGAGCGAGGUCCUCGGCUCCAAGUUCGACGCCCUUUUCUUUCCGAAAAUGAUGAGCUCUCAAGAGCACUACCAAACCGUUUGUCGCAACAUUUGGCCAGCCAAAUAUGUCAAGUUGCAUGGGAUCGACAAGUCAUGUUGGAUGCUAAGCAUCGGCGAGGACUCGUUGUUCUCGAGGCCAUUAAGAAUCCGCUCUUUCGAUAUCGAGGACACUCGAGUCCGUACCGUCAUCUUGAGUAGUUUCCGAGAAGAGAUCCUUCAGGGAAACCAGCCGCUCCUCUCCACUUUUGCGUGUUUGGAAAGAGUAUGCGUCAAAAAACGAUUGAGUAUCAACGCUUGGCGAUGGAUCAUCAGCAAUUCCUCCGAUCUCGAUUUCAUCGAUUUAAAGGGUAAAAAGGCGUUCACACCUAAUGAUCACCUACAGCUCUCAUUGUCCCAAUUCCGGCCUCCGCCGACCUCAUCUCUUUCGUCAAGUCUACCCAUUGAACCAACUGAACCCUCCCAAUCAUCGUCCUCAGAACCUUCUCACCCCAACACAGUUGUUCCCUUGGUUCCUUCAAAUCCAAAUGAAUUCGUGGACGAAGGCUUUGACGAAAGGAAUCAGGACAUUGACUCGUUCGCCGUGGAAGUCGGAGAGCUUGUCCAAGAGCCAGCUCAACCACGACCUUUAACAAGCCCAGAUCUUCCCUCAUCGACAAUAAGCUUGGGACCAAUUACAAGCGAUUUGGUCUCUAGCCAACUCGAGCAAGAUAUCGAGUUCAACUCUGAAGAGGAGCCCGAUGCACUGGAAGCAAGACCAGCUGAUCCAUCGUAUGAGGAAGUUGACGAUCGUCCUCCUAGCCCUGUCUCGGAAAUGGAAAAUCUAGUGACUGAUGCUAUCAGAGGGCUUGCUGACAUUCCAGAUCCCGAAAUCAGAUCUGUGUCUUGUUGGACGAAACCAUUCAAAUCGUUCUGAACAAGAAUCACCAUUUAACAGCCCAGAUUCUUUCUCAGACGCGAGUUGCCAAUGAUUCCAUGGACGACACAGAUCUGCCAAAUACGCUUGAAAGAAACGAUCCCACCACUGCCAGAACCGAAUUCACCUCAAAGUCAAUCAAAUAGAAAACGAAAAUGCUCAUCUCAACCAGAUUCAGUAUCAAACGAGAAACAAGCUCUGGCUCAACGCUCCAAGAGGCCGUUUGUCAGGAAUGUCGACCGGCCAUGAUAUUUUCUAAUCAAUCCGAAGUCGAGACACACCAAGAAGCCACUGGCCAUACCCAAUUUGAGUUCAUCUUGGUCGACAAGGUGAGUUUGGACGCCUUGCUUUCGCGGAAACCUCGCUUGACCAUCUCAAAAGUGACCUGUGAUAAUGAUUGACACGUUUGCCUUUCAAAUACAACCAUGGGAAAAAAACGAACGAAAUAGUGCAAUAAGUCAGUUCAACUAACUCCUCAAUUUAUUCAUCAUCGAUCUCUUCCACCUCAUUGCCAUCGCUGGUGGCCCCAUUUAGUUGAUCCACAGUCAUGGUUUGCACCUCGACCAGGUAUUUCACCUCGCCUUUCAUUUUACUCCAAACCGCCACCAUAUUUAAUCUGCAAAUCAAAAAGAAAACCAUUCAGCCCCUAUUUACACACAGGGGUGACCUAGAAAACAAUAGCAACGUGAUUGAUUAUCUAUGCUUACUUGAAAUGAGCUUGCUUCUCGCCCAGGAGUUUCAGGAGCCGAGCUUGUUCCGAGGUCAAAAUAUCACCUUGAACGCAAACCGUGUAUUGACCCAGGAGUUCACCACGCCUUUCUUUAGAGCGGUGGGCAGACCCAAGGCGCGCAACUGGGGCUCCAAAGAGUGGGGAAACUGUGUCAGGGGCCCUGCCUCCAAAACCACGGUGUCCGUGGCCAGGCAUCCUGUGCGGGCGAAAUCCAUUUCUUGGUAGUCCUA
Tigriopus californicus is the source of this 5000-nucleotide messenger RNA. RefSeq lists its product as uncharacterized. Bases 27 to 4040 code for a protein of 1337 amino acids. NCBI's taxonomy places the organism in Eukaryota, Metazoa, Arthropoda, Copepoda, Harpacticoida, Harpacticidae. The record is from RefSeq and is a predicted model, not a curated record. The transcript has 2 exons.